Molecule: messenger RNA, 1092 nt
Organism: Castor canadensis (American beaver)
Lineage: Eukaryota; Metazoa; Chordata; Mammalia; Rodentia; Castoridae
Source: RefSeq, a predicted model, not a curated record
AUGGAGCCCCUGUUCCUGGCCUCCACAUCCGGCUGGAAUGCCUCAGCUGCCCCCAGAGCUGACCACAAUGGAACAAUGGCAGAGCCAGUGCCGUCAGCAGGGGCCCGGGCAGUACUGGUGCCCAUCUUGUACCUGCUGGUGUGUGCCGUGGGACUGGGCGGCAACACGCUGGUCAUCUAUGUGGUACUGCGUCACGCUAAGAUGAAGACGGUCACCAACGUGUACAUCCUCAACCUGGCCGUGGCAGACGUGCUGCUCAUGCUGGGGCUGCCCUUCCUGGCCACGCAGAACGCUGUGUCCUACUGGCCCUUCGGCCCCUUCCUGUGCCGCCUGGUGAUGACGCUGGACGGCAUUAAUCAGUUCACCAGCAUCUUCUGCCUGACUGUCAUGAGCGUAGACCGCUACCUGGCUGUGGUGCACCCGCUCCGCUCUGCCCGGUGGCGCCGCCCACGGGUGGCCAAACUGGCCAGCGCUGCCGUCUGGGCCUUCUCCCUGCUCAUGUCCCUCCCGCUCCUGGUCUUCGCCGACAUCCAGGAGGGCUGGGGCACCUGUAACCUCAGCUGGCCGGAGCCCGUGGGGCUGUGGGGCACGGUCUUCAUCACCUACACGUCAGUGCUGGGCUUCUUCGGGCCUCUGUUGGUCAUCUGCCUCUGCUACCUGCUCAUCGUGGUGAGGGUGAAGGCUGCAGGCGUGCAGGUGGGCUCCUCACGGCGGCGGCGCUCAGAGCGCAAGGUGACCCGCAUGGUGGUGGUGGUGGUGCUGGUGUUUGUGGGCUGCUGGCUGCCUUUCUUCAUCGUCAACAUUGUCAACUUGGCCUUCACGCUGCCCGAGGAGCCGGCCUCUGCUGGCCUCUACUUCUUCGUGGUGGUCCUGUCCUAUGCCAACAGCUGUGCCAACCCGCUUCUUUAUGGCUUUCUCUCCGACAACUUCCGCCAGAGUUUCCGGAAGGUCCUGUGUUUCCGUCGGGGCUAUGGCACAGAGGACGCAGAUGCCAUAGAGCCACGGCUGGACAAGAGUGGGCGGCCUCAGGAAACCGUACUGCCCUCACGCAGUUGUGAGGCCAACGGUCGCAUGCAGACCAGCAGGCUGUGA